AUGUACCAAGACGAAGCCUCUUCUUAUGCUCUCAGUAGUGGCGAAGACUCCACAGGGGAAGGGGGGAGCCAAGGCUACACCGUGAGCGAAGGUGGACAAAGCUACUACACACAGACCGGGGAAGGGUCUUCCACUGACAUUUCCAAACACAAACCCUCAGAUGGGUACUGCUGCCUUGUUCCGGGCUGCAAGGCAGUACCGUUCAAACGCAACGCCGAUCUCGACCGGCAUUACAAGAAUAUACACCGCCCCGCAGAGUCCAAAGAGACGUACCAUUGCGAUUAUGCGAAAUGCAGCCGGCGGAGCUCCCCGUUCCAUCGCCGAGACCAUUUCCGCGACCAUUUGCGCGACUACCACAAGGAGAGCAUAGCGAAGCGCGGCAAGCCCAUCCAGACGAAUUGGUCCGAGGGCAACAGUGGUAGAAAGGAGUGGUGGAGGUGUACGAGAUGUCUGCGCAGAGUCAUGGUUGCGACUCAUGGAUUCGAGUGUCCUGAUUGCAAGACAUCUCGAGUACAACCGGAUGAAGAGUCCUCGAAAAAGUGA
Scedosporium apiospermum is the source of this 543-nucleotide messenger RNA. RefSeq lists its product as uncharacterized. NCBI's taxonomy places the organism in Eukaryota, Fungi, Ascomycota, Sordariomycetes, Microascales, Microascaceae. The transcript is spliced from 2 exons. The record is from RefSeq and is a predicted model, not a curated record. Bases 1 to 543 code for a protein of 180 amino acids.